AUGUGUAUUGAUCAAGAAGAACUAACUGUAACAACAUCUCAAGACAGUGGGAUCAAUUUAUUGAUUCAAAUUCAAAAUUGUCGCGAACAUUUUCAAACAGUAAAGCAAGUAAGUGAACACUUGUAUGCAAAAGAACCUCAAACACAUAGAACAAAUUGUCAACAUAUAAUAACAAAACAUGUUCAAAUGGAAAGUGAUCCUAAUUUUGGUAUGACAUUAUCUUCAGAAACAAUGAUGAGCAAUAUCAAAAUGUAUGAAAAUAACGCAUCUGGUGAAAGCGCAACAGUAAAAAACAAGUCUCCUGACGACAACCUUGCCGUUUUCAUUCCCCAUACACGUACGCCAUUAAAGCACGCAGAAAAUGUGCUUGCGCUUUAA
Messenger RNA from Trichobilharzia szidati, 378 nucleotides. Lineage: Eukaryota; Metazoa; Platyhelminthes; Trematoda; Strigeidida; Schistosomatidae. The record is from the annotation of a GenBank genome assembly.